Ilex paraguariensis (yerba mate) is the source of this 1908-nucleotide messenger RNA. NCBI's taxonomy places the organism in Eukaryota, Viridiplantae, Streptophyta, Magnoliopsida, Aquifoliales, Aquifoliaceae. The record is from the annotation of a GenBank genome assembly.
UCCUUGCGCAAACGCCUAGAAACAUCGAUAGAUAAAGAUACGUCCGUCGUUGCCCAAAUUGCGGCUUCCGACCAAAACACCGUAGAUUCACCCAACAGUAAAAAAAUGGCACAUAUAAAUUGGAAAUAAGAGCACUGGACACGCACAAUCGAGCAACAAACACAUCGCGGUGGUAGUACCUGUUGGACUUCAGAAAAGUCCACCAGGAAGGACCACCCACUCUCUUUGAUUGCAAUACACUCAGACCCUAUUGGUGUUCACGUUUCUCUUUCUUUCUCUCUCUUAUUUUCUGGCCUCUGAACUGAGAUAGAUUUUGAACUAAUUGUGGAAAAAUACUAAUACCCUUGAAGAGAAACAGACUUAGGUAAUGGGGAAUUGCUUGGGAUUUAAGCCUAAUGAUUCUAACCCUAGCAUCAGUUGUCCUAGCACCAUCACUAAACCUUCCUCUCUAGGUACACCUAACAGUUACAGUAAUGAUGACGAAUAUUCGUUGACAAGCAGCAGCCUCGGCCGAAGCCGGUUUUCCGCUGCAGCAAGUGAGGGGACUAGUUGUAAUGGAGAAAUAUUACCAACACCUAACUUGAAGAUAUAUAGCUUUGCGGAUUUGAAGAGUGCCACUAGGAAUUUUAAGUCUGAUACUGUGUUGGGUGUGGGAGGUUUUGGGACAGUAUAUAAAGGAUGGGUUGAUGAGAAGACGCAUGCGCCUUCUAAGUUUGGUACCGGAAUGAUUGUUGCUAUCAAGAAAUUGAACUCCGAGAGUGUGCAAGGCUUUGAAGAAUGGCAGUCGGAAGUGAAUUUUUUAGGACGAUUUUCUCAUCCUAACUUGGUCAAGCUGUUAGGAUACUGUUGGGAGGAAAAAGAACUCCUACUGGUGUACGAAUUUAUGCAGAAAGGAAGCUUGGAAAACCAUCUGUUCAGAAGGAUUUCUGCCAUUGAACCAUUGUCUUGGGAUUCACGGCUCAAAAUAGCCAUAGGGGCAGCACGUGGCCUUGCUUUCUUGCACACUUCAGAGAAGAAAGUCAUUUACAGAGACUUUAAGGCCUCUAAUAUACUCCUUGAUGGGAAUUACAAUGCAAAAAUAUCAGAUUUUGGAUUGGCAAAAUUGGGCCCCUCAGGUGGAGACUCACAUGUGACAACCCGAAUUAUGGGCACAUAUGGUUAUGCUGCUCCUGAAUAUGUUGCAACAGGUCAUCUCUAUGUGAAGAGCGACGUGUAUGGCUUUGGUGUUGUGAUGCUCGAGAUGUUGACAGGUUUACGGGCACUUGAUACCAAUCGCCCUAGUGGGCAGCAUAAUUUGGUUGAUUGGGCAAAGCCGUUCCUCUCUCAUAAAAGGAAGUUGAAGUCCAUUAUGGAUGUGCGGAUGGAAGGCCAAUAUUCUUCUAAGGCAGCGUUACAGUCUGCUCACGUUACUAUAAGAUGCUUGGAACAGGAACCUAAAAAGCGUCCCUCGAUGCAGGAAGUUGUGAAGGUGUUGGAACAGAUAGAAGCUAUGGAUGAAAAGCCAAAAAGAAUUACAUAGCUGUUCCAUGCAGUCUGCAGCUCAUUGCCACUGCCCUAGUCAUCAUCAUUCCUAAAUGGCAAUGGCCGGAGCUGGAAAAUAACAACAAUCCCACAAAAAGGAUAAGCAUAUAAUUGGAUUAAACGUGUAUGUUCUAACAAAAAUUUUUGUACCCAUUUCUGGUAUUUCUUUUUUGUUUAUCCUGCAAGUUCACUUCUUGUGAUUCAUUAAUAUCGAUCAUUUAUUUUUAGUUAUUUUUUAUUUUUCUCUCAUUCAACAUUUUUUUAUUGGCCCUGGCCAUCUAGAUUCGCUUUUUCCCUGUUUCGACCUCAGAAGCUAGCUCAUUAAUUAGAGUCGGCUCUUCAAUCCAAUUAGUUUCACCAAAAGUCUUUUGUAUUUACAUCGGAUGA